AUGCCCACUCACAUCCACAAUGUGACUGAUAAUGCUAUUUCAAGUAAAAUUCGAACUGAAACUAGUCUAAGGAUACAGUUUCUCGCUGAAGUUGCUCCCCUUGGUCCACAAGGUAGCGUAGUUGACAACAAUGGCGUCUCGUCCACUUGUAAAUAAUUUUGAAGUUCCAUCAUGGGCAGGCAAACCACCACCUGGUCUUCAUUUGGAUGUCAUGAAAGAUGGCAAAAUGGUUCAGAAACUAAUGAUUGAUGAGAAGAAGUGUUAUUUUUUCGGAAGAAACAAACAGCUUUGUGACUUUUGUAUUGACCAUGCUUCCUGUUCACGUGUCCAUUCCGCCCUAAUGUGGCACAAACGACUUUCUCGCCCUUUUCUUAUGGAUCUUGGCAGCACACAUGGGACAUAUCUCGGUCAAAUACGAUUAGAAAAAAAGAAACCGCAGAAUGUUCCAAUUGACAGUGAAAUACAUUUUGGUGCAUCUACACGAAUAUACAUAAUCCGAGAGAGGCCACAACCUCUUGCAAGUCAGCCACUGGAAGACGGCAAACGGGUGGAGGAGCAUGAUGUUAGCUUGUUGGGUUUACCCGAGUCCGAAACUGAACUGGAUAAUCUGACAGAGUUUAACACUGCACAUAAUCGGCGGAUUGCAUCGUUAGUUGAAGUGACUGACGUCCCGAACCCUCUCAAACGAAAACACAAAUCUGUCAGUGUAAGCUUCUUUGAAGAAGAUGAAAUAAUCAAUCCAGAGGAUAUCGAUCCAACAGUUGGCCGAUUCAGAAACCUUGUCACCACAAUGGUUAUUCCAAAGAAGAAAGCAAAACUAGACAUUGGGUCUCAGCAGGCCGGAAGCAUAACAGACACAAUAACAAAACGUUUACAGAACUUUUCGUACGGAACACACCUGUAUGGAGAUCUACCUGCGGCAGGUGUGGCUGGUACGUCAGCACUUGGAAGUACAUACAGCAUUGCCGCAAAACUCGGACUGCCUGUGCCAAACCUGGCUCCAGAUCUCGAGCACGAGGCGGCUCCACCUCCUUUGGAAAAGCCUCAAAUCAUUGGAUUCACGCCAGAAGAACCUUCCAAAGAACCGAAAAAGAAGAAAUAUGCAAAGGAAGCCUGGCCUGGGAAAAAACCAACACAUUCACACAAUCUCCUUGUAUAGCAUUCAUAACAUUUUUGGUUCUUGUUAUCAACAGACAUGGGACGAGAAUUAAAAAUGGUUCGUUUUUAAUCCAUAUGUCAUUUGGAUCAUUUUAUUCAUUCAUGUGGUUAGAAUGUGUUUUGGUAUCUUGUUGGAGAGAGUGUUGCAUCACCAGGUUACAUGUGACAAAUUCUGUGGUUUGACUGAAGUUACAGAGUCAUCCUUACCUAUGUGACGGACUAGGAUGGAUGUCUGUGUUAAAUUUGAAUGAUCAUCAUCGACAUCUCUUGUCCCGUAUAGACUCCAGACAGCCCUGGUUGUCAAACAGUAUGGACUGCACUGAUGUCCAGCGACUACAUGAGGAAUAAUGGUUGCAUUUGUUUUCACUGAUUAAGGAAGCAACACCAAAGACCAGUUGUUAGUUUGUCUCAUCAGUUUACCAUUUCAACAGCAGUCCGAUUUUGAAGAUAAUAUUGUUUACAGUUGUCUCCAAGAAUAUAUUGCGUUAUUUGAAAUCUAAAUAUUUUAUAGAUAACUUUUGAGCUGUGACACAUUACAAAAACAUGUAUUUUAGCAUGCAGCUCUUAAACUAAAUUUAUUAUUAUUAUGAAAAAAAAAAUAGAUUGUUAGAUACAUUCUGUAAUCGGACAGACAAAAUUAUGUGUUUAUUGCUAGAUAUACACUUGUAUCAUUUCAAACAUAAGAACUUGUAUUUAAAUUUAGUUUUCAUUAAUGACUUGGUGUGAAAUAUUUUCAUUAAAAAUGAUAGUACGGUGAGUAAAUUAUAGAAAACUGUGAAUCCAUAUUAAAUUAGUGGUUGACACAUUUUAGUACAAUUAUACUGACAGAAUAAACUGACUUGACACCAUUACUGUCACUUUCGUUAUACAGUGCAACCUGUCUAAAUGGAACCCUGAACAAACCAGAAUCCUGUCAAAACCGGCCAAGUUUCAUAGUCUCAAAUUUUCUAAAUUGUAAAAUGCGACUUGUAAACCCUGGAUCCUGUCUAAAUGUGAUAAAUAUUAGGUCCCCGGUGAGAUCCGGUUUCACUGUAUCUUCAUUUCCUUCCACAGAUAUAUCUACUUACGGUUCACACACACUGUCCUGGGCACACACCUCGGCUAUCUGUGUUUUCUGUGGGGGGCAGGUUACGGUCACCGAGAGAAAAGUCUUACGUACUGGCCUUGAACCUCCCCACUGAUCCGGUGAUACUGGCUCUCUGGGUGGGAGCUGGUGCCAGCAUGCAACCUCAUAACUUGCCAGCCUUACAACUGAAUGCUGAAUCAUUAUUGCAGUACUGGCAGAGUCUAGGAAAACACUGUCUGGUAUCCCCACCUAGCCUGUACUUAGCAUAAUUGUUUUCUAAUCAAGUUGGUUGACAUAUUGAUGUUGCUGAAUGCUGUACAUAUUGUUAUUUUGUCUAAAAUCGAAGACUGUCAUCAAAUAAUAUUGGUUUGCUGUAAUCUGGCCAAACAGCAAGUGGAUCAGUGUAGGCAGUUGAUUUGUUUUAUUUGAGACAAAUAUAGGGGAAAUUGAAGGAAAAAAUUAUGACUUAAAACUUUUUUUACUUCGGGAAGUAUCUAUCAAAACGAUUUGUGAAAUUUGGUACUACAGGUAUGUUCAUGUGAAGAUGGAUCACGGUUGUCAGCAGUCAUGUAUUUCAUUUAACAAAAUGACUUGCCAAGUUUAUUGGUGGAAUUUUAUUACAUGUAUUUAAAAUAACAAAUUGUAUUUCUGAACAAAGAAUUAAUUUUAAUUGCAUAUUGUUAUACACUGGUGUUGAAUAAUUAUUAUUUGAAGUUCUGGGUUAGAUCUUAAAAACAUUUUGUUUUCAAAAACCUGACGACCCAGAAAAAGGCCAACCAUACUUGCAUUUUCAAUUUUUAUUUUAAUGACCGGGUAAUAUAUAAGUGAAAAGAGUUAUUACGUAAAUAAUGUUUUUAACUGAAGGUAGUAAAAAAAGAAAGAAUUUGACCAUCUCUUCCUAAUUUUAUUCAGCUACUUCCCAGAAACAAUUUCUUUUUUAGGCCUUAUGGUUUACUGUAUGUAAUGUGAACCUUACACAUUUAUGUAUGUUAUAGAAACUUUUAAAUUAAAAAUUAUGUAUGCUAUAAUUUACAUUUGAAACCUUCUUUGCAUAUAGAGAGUAUAUUAUGUUGAGUAUGUUUUCCCGUUACUUUUAAAAUUGGCAAAUGAAUAGUUUUUAUCUUCUCACCACUAACAAGUGUGUGAUAUUAAGUUUGUUCAAUAAUCUGUAUGUGACAGUUUGCAUGAUCAUGAAUUUGGGGCUUUUGGGUCAGUUUUUACAUGUUAACUAAUGUUUAGUACUUAAGUUGACACGUGUCUGUAUAAUAUAAUAUAUAUAUUUAAUGAUGGAAGUUGUACUUCAGACUCCCUAUUCAUAAACAUACGUAAUGCUAGGAUAACACUGUCAACUGGCACAAUUAAGUUGACCAACUCGGCGGUUGCGUUGUAAUUUCCCCAACUGCCAACUUAUGGGUGCGCUAAUCAUCGUAGAAGUCGUUUACAGUUGUAACGAAAAAUCAAACUCAUACUACCAACUGGACAGUCAUAGAAGUCAUGAGAACAGAAAGUUGGCCGACUUGUGCUGGCAGUUGGUAGUCUAACACUAGCGUGAUAUUUAUCUACAUACUUUAGCUAUGUUGUUGGUAUCAAACAUUGACUUAAAUAUGUUUGAGUACAGAGCCAGAGUAUUAGAUACGACCAUAGACAUUGAUUUAAGAAUUACUAGUCUAAAAAAACGGCAGUCCUGUUGUUACUCAUAGUUUUUUGUACACUAUUCUGUUGGUUAAUUCAAAAGUUUGAAAACAAAUUUUAAAAGAGAUGAUAUUAUUAUAAUAAAACGGGUAAAAACUUUUUUCAUCUCAUUCUGUAAUCAUUGUUGUGACUAGUAUAUACCAUAUUUUACUAUGUACACUAGUCAUUAAAUAUAGUCAUCGUAGAUCCCAAAGCAGUUAUUUCAUAGCAGUAAUUUAUCACGUCUUCUUUGGCUAAAUUCAAGUACCAGUAAAUAUUUUCUAAAGAAAGUAUUUAAAGAUUGCCUUAUUUACAGGCUGUCCAGCGAUCCUACUUUUUUGUUUCAAAAUGUUGUGAAUUGCUGUUAAAGUGUACAUAUUGCUUGUGUUAUUAUCAAAGUCAACACUGACAACAGUUAUGGGAAUAAAAAAAAAUAUAUAGUUUUUUGCAGCAAUAUAUAUACAGUAAAGUACACUUAUAACGAAGACGCUUAGAACGAACUACUGCAUAGAACGAACUGAUCAUAAAGUCCUAUUUUAUCUCCCUAUACAUUAAUAAACAAAAUAUGCAAAUGUGUACAACGAACUACUGCAACAACAAACUAACUAUCAUAUAUAUAAUGUGACUGUUACAAAAGAUUCAUGUUAUUUUGGAUAGAAAAGAAAAUAUAGGUACAAACUGAGCACCACAUAAACUAUUUUAAAAGUGUUUUCUCAGUAAUACCACUUUUUGGAUUUAAAACAUUUGUGUUCCCAGUAUGAGCAUGCUUAAUGUUGCUACAUACUGUUUCUGUCCUACUUUGUAUUUAUUAUAUAUGUAUUGGGUUAUGAACUGAAUUAAACCUGAGUAAACGUAAUUAGCAAGACUUGCUAAAAUUUACAUCUCUUCAUUACCAUGCAUGUCUAUUGGGAAAGAUCCAGAUUAUUCUUACAAUCAAAUUUACAUCACUUUGCUUCUGUCCUUUAACCAUGGUGUGAAAAUGGAGAUUGUAAUGGUGAACAAAUACUGAAUGACACUGUUACUUCCAUGUAAGUAUCGUUAUUAUUGUGUGUUAUCAAGAAAUACAUAACAAUGUCUUAUUGACAAGGCCAAUUAAUAUUGAGGAUAACCAAACAUUGUAGUUGUAAAUUUGUCUUCUCCUCUUCUUUUUUUUUGGUCUGUGGGAUGGUGCAUAUAAAAGAUCCCUUGGGAAAAUGUAGCGGGUUUCUUUUCUAAGACCAUAUGUCAAAAAUUACCAAAUGUUUGACAUCCAGUAGCCGAU
Gigantopelta aegis is the source of this 5156-nucleotide messenger RNA. RefSeq names its product nuclear inhibitor of protein phosphatase 1-like. Gene Ontology annotation, molecular function: protein binding; mRNA binding; protein serine/threonine phosphatase inhibitor activity. Gene Ontology annotation, cellular component: nuclear speck. The transcript has 7 exons. The record is from RefSeq and is a predicted model, not a curated record. The coding region runs from base 131 to 1159 and encodes 342 amino acids. NCBI's taxonomy places the organism in Eukaryota, Metazoa, Mollusca, Gastropoda, Neomphalida, Peltospiridae.